AUGACCCAUACAGAAAAUACGCAGGCUGAGCCGGCGAUGCAUGCAAAGGGUGUCAUCGGGGCGCAUUCUGUUUCUGGUGAUAUUGGACACAUGCGAGAUGAAGAAAGUCCUUUGCUUCCGCGACCUGAUGCAGAGUCAAAGAAGGCCUUGAAGAGUGUUGGGACGAUUAUCGCUGUACUUUUACUGGGCGAAUUUAUUUCCAAUGCCGAUGCGACACUUGUGAUGGCGGCAGCAGGCCGCAUCUCGUCAGAGUUCAAUCGACUGCGCGAUGCCAGUUGGCUCUCCACGGGUUAUACAUUGGGUGUUUGUGCUGCCCAGCCCAUGUAUGGAAAAUUGAGCGACAUAUAUGGCCGUAAGCCGAUGCUGCUGCUCUCAUACCUAUUGUUCACGACUGGCUGUAUUAUGAGUGGCAUCGGAUCCAAGAUGCCGCUGGUUAUUCUUGGUCGCGCAAUUAGCGGAACGGGUGGCGCCGGAAUCAUGACCAUCAGCUCAAUUAUCAUCACAGACAUCGUGCCCAAGCGUGAGGUUGCUACGUGGAGAGCAUAUGUGAACAUUGCCAUGACACUGGGACGCAGUCUAGGAGGUCCCAUAGGUGGAUGGCUGAGCGAUACCAUCGGAUGGAGAUGGCUUUUCAUUCUUCAAGCCCCGUUUCUCGCCCUAGCUGCAGUUCUAGUGGUUGUUAAGCUACAUGUUGGCGAGAGCAAAGUCUCCGACGCUGAAGAAAAUAAACUUGGCAAGGUUGAUUUCUUAGGAACCGCGCUGCUGGGUUCAUCCAUUAUCGCUAUGACUACGCUCCUCGACCAAGGCGGAAAAUUGUUCCCAUGGAAUUCAUGGCCCACAGCCCUCUUUGCAAGUGGUGGAAUCUCAAUUCUAGUGGCAUUUGUUCUGGUUGAAGCCUUUGUAGCCCGCGAGCCAAUCUUCAACCUCCGCAUCCUCCGUCGAACGAAUGUACCGACAGCCUACUUUAUCGGUGCCCUCCAAAUAACCGCCCAGCUAGGAAUGAUGUUCUCAGUCCCAUUGUACUUCCAAGUCACCCAGCGAGCAUCGACCACAGCAGCGGGUGUUCAUCUCGUGCCUGCAGUGAUUGGAAACACCAUGGGCGGUCUGCUAGCUGGGAUGUUUAUCCGUCGAACAGGCCAGUUCAAGAUUCUGCUUGUGGUCGCCGGACUUGUGGCCUCAAUAUCUUACGUUCUUCUCUAUCUUUGCUGGAACGGUAACACUGGUUUCAGGGAGUCACUUUUUAUCCUCCCCGGUGGGCUCGGAACAGGUAUCGCCGCUGCCUCGUCAUUCAUUGCCAUGUCCGCUAUGCUCCCUCCCGAGGAAGUAGCCAUGGCGACUGCAGGAUACAUGCUCAUCACCGGAUUUUCUAUGACGGCUGGUGUGACAAUCUCUAACUCUGUUCUGGGCAUGGAAUUCCAGCGGCAGUUGCGGCAAAAUCUUCACGGGCCUGGCUCUGGCAAGAUUAUCGAACGCGCAAUGGCUGAUACGAACUACAUCAAGCACCUGAGUGGUCAAGUGCACGAGAUUGUGGUAGCUUGCUAUGUUUCGGGGCUUAAGCAUACAUAUUUGGUUUCCCUGGCUUGUUCACUUCUGGCGUCGUUCAGUGGGCUAUUCAUUGUACGCCAUCAGAUUUAG
This is a messenger RNA of Penicillium bovifimosum, 1635 nucleotides long. RefSeq lists its product as uncharacterized. The transcript is spliced from 7 exons. Gene Ontology annotation, biological process: transmembrane transport; basic amino acid transport. The coding region runs from base 1 to 1635 and encodes 544 amino acids. NCBI's taxonomy places the organism in Eukaryota, Fungi, Ascomycota, Eurotiomycetes, Eurotiales, Aspergillaceae. The record is from RefSeq and is a predicted model, not a curated record. Gene Ontology annotation, cellular component: fungal-type vacuole membrane. Gene Ontology annotation, molecular function: basic amino acid transmembrane transporter activity.